CUCAUAAUUUCCCACCGAAAAUGUCUUCCUUCUCGAUCUACCUACUAACACUAGCUCUCCUUCUACAAACCAAUUAUGGAGCCAGCUCAUAUCUCAACCAUGUCUGUUCAGGGUUUGAGAACUUCACCACCAAUGACCCUUAUGAAUCAAACCUAAGAAAGCUCAUGGGCAAUCUUUACUACCAAACCCCUCCCGUGGGUUUUGGUCUUGGUUUAGUGGGUCACUAUCCGUACCAAACUUACGGGCUUGCUCUUUGUCGUGGUGGCGUGGAAGCCACAGACUGCAGGACUUGCGUUAAUCAGGCCAGCGCCGAAAUUCACAAACGCUGCCCAUAUAAUAAAGGUGCGAUUAUAUGGUACGAUAAUUGUCUUUUGAAGUACCUCAACACUGAUUUCCUAGGCCAAAUUGAUAAUCAAAACAAGUUCUAUCUGUUGAAAUUGAGAAAUGUUAGCGAGCCCACAAGCUUUAACCAAAAGACAAGUGAGUUGUUGAGCCUACUAGCAAAAGAAGCAUCUGCAACUCCAAAACUGUAUGCAGAUGGAGAGCUAGAGCUCGGGGAAUCAAGGAAGCUCUACGGCUUGGCCCAAUGCACGUGGGACCUUUCUAGCAGUGACUGUUUCGAGUGUCUUGACGGAAUAAUUGGUGAACUUCCUCGUUGCUGUGACGGGAAAGAAGGAGGAAGAGUUGUCGGUGGGAGUUGCAACAUAAGAUAUGAGAUUUACCCCUUCGUCAGUACUGCUUAGAUUAUAUAUAUAUAAGUGUUCUAGAAUUUUGAAUGACUAUGCAUAUAUUAUAAAGAAAAAUAAAGAGUUUGUAGGAUUAACGUACAGCUAUAUUUAUUGUUCUCAAUUUUUGGAGGAAUGCAGUGUUUGUAUUUGUUUCAUAUUUCCACCAUG
Alnus glutinosa is the source of this 896-nucleotide messenger RNA. RefSeq names its product cysteine-rich repeat secretory protein 38-like. The transcript has a single exon. The coding region runs from base 21 to 743 and encodes 240 amino acids. NCBI's taxonomy places the organism in Eukaryota, Viridiplantae, Streptophyta, Magnoliopsida, Fagales, Betulaceae. The record is from RefSeq and is a predicted model, not a curated record.